Amphimedon queenslandica is the source of this 1937-nucleotide messenger RNA. RefSeq lists its product as uncharacterized. Bases 188 to 1783 code for a protein of 531 amino acids. The record is from RefSeq and is a predicted model, not a curated record. The transcript is spliced from 2 exons. Lineage: Eukaryota; Metazoa; Porifera; Demospongiae; Haplosclerida; Niphatidae.
AUCAUUAAAAUAUAUAUUUAUGUACAAGUAUAGGUGUAUGUUUGAACAGUGCAAAAUGAAAGCAAAGAUAUGGCAAAAGUAAAAACAAUGUAUAUUCAAUAGUUUAUAAACUCAAAUUUCAGGUAUUAUAAAGAAGAAUAGAGAUGGGUAACAUAACCACAAGCAAGCCAGCUAGCGUAGUUGAAGGAUGGAAAACAAAACAAUGCUAACAACUUCAAGUGAAGCAGAUAAUGAAAUGAAGCUAAAACAAAAUGUAGCCUAUCAACCAGUAGUAAAGAGCAAUGAAGAUCCAAUGUACUCAUAUCUUAAUGACUAUUCAGAUUAUCAACUACCAAAAGCUAUUGUUAAAGCCACUAAUAAGUUUCCUCAACAGCCAGUGCAGUACGCUGUAGGAAAGAAGUCAUUUGUUGCUAUAAUAUUUUUAUUGCUGAUAAUAAUAUUCCUAUUAGUGGCUUUACUUGUGCUUGAUUUGGUAUCAAAAGACAUUUUUGUUACUACAAGCCCAAGCAAUUCGAGCAAAAAUGGUGGCUCCACCAAUAUUGCCAAUACUUCAGGUCAGACUGCUAUUAAUAGCAACCUGUCCCUGAUAUGGAAUAAAAUAGACAACUUAUUGGAACUUUGUGAUACUACAAAUAUCUCAACACGAUUGAAUAAUGUGGAGGAAAAAAUAAUUGACCACAAUGCUAAUAGUAACCUGUCAAUGAUAGAGGAUACGAUGAACCAAAAUUUUCUCCUCCUUCAAAAUUUAAUAAAUAAUAUCUCAUUCACUUUUCAAAACAGAAUUGACAACUUAACAGAACAGAUAGAGCUAAACAAUGUCAACACUAACAGUAAUCUCUCACUGAUACAGAAUACAUUGAAUCACAUAAUUCAUCAGAUUAUGAUACAUGCUAAUAAUACCAACAGUUCUGUAGAUGAACUGCUUCAGUUCCUGAACACUAGUCUUAUUAACGAUAUCAGUAUACCAGCUGCUACUGCUCUUAAUAGCAUACUGUUAACAGUCAAUGAAAUACUAGACAUACAAAAUGGAUCCUCUCAAGCUGUUUCAUGCAAAGACAUUAAAACAGCUCAGCCAUGCAGCUCUUCUGGUUACUAUCAUGUUAAUGAUCGCAAUAUCUACUGCAAUAUGGGAGAGCUGUGCGGACAAGAAGGAGGAUGGACAAGAAUAGCUUAUCUUAAUGCAAAUGGGAGCUGUCCAUCUGGAUUUGAAGCACUGGUCAAUGGAGAAAUAAGAGUUUGUAGGAGAGAGGGUAAUUCUGCUGGUUGCAGGUCUAACAUAUUCCAAAUGCAUGGUAUCAGUUAUAGUCAAAUAUGUGGGAAAGUAGUGGGAUAUCAAAAGGGAACAACUGAUGGAGUCAACACUCACAUCAAUGAUAUUAAUAGUGCUUAUAUUGAUGGAGUCAGUAUUACACGUGGGUCACCACGUCAACAUGUCUGGUCAUAUAUAGCUGGGUUUAGUGCAAAUUAUCAUUUAUCUGCCUGUCCCUGUAAUACUGGGGCAAGUAAUACAGUUCAGAGUUUUGUCGGAAAUCACAGUUACUGUGAAUCAGGUACAACUGGAACACCAAAUUGGCAAUUUUUUAGCACUGCUGAUCCAUUGUGGGAUGGAAAUAACUGUCCUCAAAAUGAAGCUCCUUGUUGCACAAAUCCUAGUCUUCCAUGGUUCUUCAGAGAUUAUGAUAAUGCUACCAUUACUGAUUACAUUGAAUUGAGAGUGUGUGCAAAUGAUGGAUACGGUGGUGAAGAUAUCCCACUUCAAUCAUAUGAGAUUUAUGUCAAGUAAACAAACAAUAGUUAUUUGCAUGAUUUUGUAUUCUUAUAGUGUUUGUUUUGGUAGUAAGUUUUGUAGUAGUUUUACAGUUAGAAGUUAGAAUUAUUAUUUUUACAUAAAAAUCAUCAUUUACCAUAAGCAAAUUUGUAAUGAUAUUUUGUGCAGA